Molecule: messenger RNA, 1365 nt
Organism: Musca vetustissima
Lineage: Eukaryota; Metazoa; Arthropoda; Insecta; Diptera; Muscidae
Product: gustatory and odorant receptor 21a-like
Exons: 4
Coding region: 1-1365 (454 amino acids)
Biological process (GO): sensory perception of taste
Cellular component (GO): neuronal cell body; axon; membrane
Source: RefSeq, a predicted model, not a curated record
AUGGCAUUUUGGGCAACAGUGAAUAGUAAAAAUCCCACACCACCGAAAAUCACCCCCGUCUUGAAUCCGAAUCAGCGUCAAUUUCUGCAGGAUGAAAUUACCUAUCAAAAUAAAAUUAAUUUUCUUGCGGAAAAUGUGGGAGCAAAUCUCACGGAUUUUUAUGUACGCAAGGAAGAGGUUAUCGACGACCCGGAACUAUUGGAUAAACACGACUCCUUCUAUCAUAACACCAAAAGCCUGUUGGUUCUCUUUCAAAUUAUGGGUGUUAUGCCGCUACAUCGUAAUCCCCCAAUACGGGGAAUACCUCGCACAGGCUACUCGUGGAAAUCGAAGCAAUUCUUUUGGGCCCUUUUUGUGUAUAUUAUACAGACAAGUGUGGUCGUGAUGGUGUUACGGGAGAGAGUCAUCCACUUCAAGGAGGGUCCUGACAAACGUUUCGAUCAGGCCAUUUAUAAUGUCAUCUUCAUUAGUUUGUUAUUCACCAAUUUCCUGCUACCCGUGGCCAGUUGGAGACAUGGCCCUCAAGUGGCGAUUUUCAAAAAUAUGUGGACCAAUUAUCAAUUUAAAUUUUAUAAAGUCACGGGAUCGCCAAUUGUGUUUCCUAAUUUAUAUCCCCUCACCUGGGGUCUGUGCAUUUUUUCAUGGGUUUUGAGUAUUCUGAUAAAUUUGUCACAAUAUUUUCUUCAACCGGAUUUUAAAUUUUGGUAUACUUUUGCCUAUUAUCCGCUGAUUGCUAUGCUGAAUUGUUUUUGUAGUUUGUGGUAUAUAAAUUGUACGGCCUUUGGCAUUGCCAGCAAGGCCUUGUCGGAGAAUUUACGCAAGACUCUGAGAGGAGAUAAGCCGGCAGAAAAAUUAAGUGAAUACAGAUAUUUGUGGGUGGAUCUCAGUCACAUGAUGCAGCAAUUGGGUCGAGCCUAUUCCAAUAUGUACGGCAUGUAUUGUCUGGUGGUCUUCUUCACCACCAUCAUUGCCACCUAUGGUUCGUUUAGUGAGAUCCUGGAUCAUGGUGCCACCUAUAAGGAGGUCGGGCUCUUUGUCAUCGUUUUCUAUUGCAUGGGCCUGUUGUAUAUCAUCUGUAAUGAGGCUCAUCAUGCUUCACAAAAAGUCGGUUUUGAUUUUCAAACUCAGCUGCUGAAUGUCAAUUUGACAGCUGUCGAUACAGCCACCCAACGUGAGGUGGAAAUGUUUUUGGUUGCCAUUGCAAAAAAUCCACCCACAAUGAAUUUGGAUGGUUAUGCGACGAUUAAUAGGGAGUUAAUAACAUCGAAUGUCUCCGUAAUGGCCACAUAUUUGGUGGUCCUGCUGCAAUUCAAAAUCACCGAACAAAGGGGACUUCGUUCACAGCAGACCACAGCCAUAUCGUAA